AUGGAGAAGUUUGACUGCAUUGUGGUUGGCGCAGGAUGGUAUGGCCUGGCCGCCGCAAAGCAGUAUCACUGCACGCAGCCAGAGUCUUCGCUGGUUGUCUUCGACUCCCAGCCCACGCUCGGUGGCACUUGGGCAAAAGAACGCUUAUACCCGGGUUUGAAAAGCAACAACAUGCUGGGAACUUAUGAAUACCCUGACUUUCCCAUGGACAGUAAGAGAUUCAACAUCAAGCCAGGGCAGCAUAUUCCAGGCGAAACUAUCAGCAUCUAUCUCAAAGCAUAUGCCGACGAGUUUGGCAUUACCGACAAGAUCCGAUCCUGCCACAAGGUCAUUGUGGCAGAACAUCAAGAAACUAGUGAAGGUGGCUGGUUCCUGACAGUUGCGAACUCUCAAAAUGGAGAGAUCCGAGUGUUUGCUCGACGUCUGAUCAUUGCGACUGGCUUGACGUCGGAACCAUGGUUGCCCCAUUUCGAUGGUCAAGAGUCUUUCGGCGGUCGCAUCUUUCACGGCAAGUACUUCCAGCAGAAUGCGGAUACUCUGGAGACGGCCAAUACCGUGACAAUCUUUGGUGGCACGAAGUUUGCAUGGGAUGCCGUUUAUUCGUAUGCAACUGCUGGCGUGAAGGUGAAUUGGGUCAUCCGCUACACACGAAUGUUGACCUGGUUCAGCCCUUGUUUGUGGGGCGAUGCUGAUGGCUACAUUGGGACGCGUCACUUUCUCCAUGGUACUGCCAUUGGGAGAACAAUUGUCGAUAUUUUCUGGAAAGUGCUCGGAGGCGAUGUGAUGACGCUUAACGCAUACGACUCCCAUCCAGACACGGCAAAGUUGAAGCCGUGGACAGAGGCCAUGUUCACAGGCACCAGCUUCAGCAUUCUCAACUAUGACACCAACUUCUUUGACUUGGUCAAAGAAGGCAAGGUCAAAGUCCAUCUCGGAGAGAUCGAUCACCUCAGUUCUGGAACGGUUCAUCUAUCCGAUGGAACCGAGUUCUCUGCCGAUGUUCUGCUAGCUCACACCGGCUGGAAACACGUUCCACCGAUCAAGUUCCUCCCAGAGGGUAUCGAGACGGAGCUCGGUGUACCACAUGCGCCUAUCGACAACGCGCCUCGAGAAGAUCUUGCUGGUCAGGCCGAUCUUGUUGACCUAGCCGACAAGGAGAUCCUGGAUCGCUUUCCAAGGCUCAAGGAUCAGCCGGUAUGGAACAAAGACUACGUGCCCCUGACCGAUCAAAAGGGCAUCGACAGCGACGACGCAGUGACUCCUUACCGAACUCUUACCCCGUACAUGCUUCAUCACUUCAUCGUCCCGCCAUCAGAACGCUUCUUACGCCCACGUGACACAGCUUUCAUCGGCAUGGUUGGCAACUUUAGUAACGUCAUCACGGCCCAUGUUCAAGGCCUGUGGAUCAGUGCGUACUUUUCAGGUCUUCUUGCCAGAGAUCCUGCGAAGGCAGUCGGUGACGACACGGCGAUGCAAAAGUUGCAAUACAACACGAUCUUAAUGAACCGCUUCGGUAAUUGGCGUUACCCUACAGAUUGGGGCUCCAAUAAGUGCCCGAGCUUCGUGUUUGAUGCUGUGCCUUACCUAGACCUGUUGCUGAGUGACCUUGGUCUCGCCCAUUACCGGAAGAGAGGAUUUAUGGCCGAGUGGUACUCGCCUUAUGGGCCAGAAGAUUACAGUGAUAUCAACGAGGAAUGGGACGAGAAGUUCGCGAAGGGCAAGGGUAUCGGUGCUACGUCAGGUCAGGAAUAA
Molecule: messenger RNA, 1752 nt
Organism: Colletotrichum abscissum
Lineage: Eukaryota; Fungi; Ascomycota; Sordariomycetes; Glomerellales; Glomerellaceae
Exons: 3
Coding region: 1-1752 (583 amino acids)
Source: RefSeq, a predicted model, not a curated record